Tarenaya hassleriana is the source of this 1655-nucleotide messenger RNA. RefSeq names its product peptidyl-prolyl cis-trans isomerase CYP40. The record is from RefSeq and is a predicted model, not a curated record. Gene Ontology annotation, molecular function: protein binding; peptidyl-prolyl cis-trans isomerase activity. The coding region runs from base 116 to 1201 and encodes 361 amino acids. Gene Ontology annotation, biological process: protein peptidyl-prolyl isomerization; protein folding. NCBI's taxonomy places the organism in Eukaryota, Viridiplantae, Streptophyta, Magnoliopsida, Brassicales, Cleomaceae. The transcript is spliced from 9 exons.
CCCUGCGUGUGCGCGCGCGCGUUAUCGUCUCUUCGAAUUCUCCCUAUAGAUAUGCAUAUAUACACACGCAUUUGCUUACAGAGAGAGAAUCGAGAUAGUCGCAGUGAGAGAGAAGAUGGGUAGGUCAAGGUGCUUCAUGGACAUCGCCAUUGGAGGUGAGCUUGAAGGGAGAAUAGUGGUGGAGCUCUACGACGACGUCGUUCCGAAGACCGCCGAGAACUUCCGAGCCCUUUGCACCGGCGAGAAGGGCAUUGGCCCCGACACCGGCGUUCCUCUUCACUAUAAGGGGAACCGAUUUCAUCGUGUUAUCAAGGGGUUUAUGGUUCAAGGUGGAGAUAUAUCAGCACAGGAUGGUACUGGAGGUGAAUCUAUCUAUGGCUUGAAAUUUGAAGACGAGAACUUUGAACUGAAACACGAGAGGAAGGGGAUGCUCUCUAUGGCCAAUGCUGGGCCCAACACGAACGGGUCUCAGUUUUUCAUUACAACAACCCGUACUUCUCACCUGGAUGGAAAACAUGUCGUGUUUGGAAGGGUUAUCAAAGGAAUGGGAGUUGUUCGUGCAAUUGAGCAUGUUACUACAGACGAGAGGGAAUGCCCCUCUCAGGAUGUUGUGAUUCAAGACUCUGGGGAAAUUUCCGAGGGUGCAGAUGAUGGGAUAUCAAACUUUUUUAAAGACGGUGACGUGUACCCUGAUUGGCCUGCUGAUCUAAACGAAAGCCCAGCAGAGUUAUCAUGGUGGAUGGAGGCUGUGGAUUCUACCAAGGCACGGGGAAAUGAACACUUCAAAAAACAAGACUACAAGACGGCUCUCAGAAAGUACCGCAAGGCUUUGCGCUAUCUGGAUAUAUGCUGGGAGAAGGAUGGAAUCGAUGAAGAGACGAGUACUGCUUUGCGGAAGACAAAGUCGCAGAUCUUCACGAAUAGUGCUGCCUGUAAGCUCAAACUUGGUGAUCCGAAGGGGGCGUUAUUGGAAACUGACUUUGCCAUCCGUGAAGGAGAUAACAAUGUCAAAGCCUUGUUUCGUCAAGGACAGGCAUAUAUGGCUCUCCAUGACGUUGAUGCUGCGGCCGAGAGCUUCAAGAAAGCUCUUCAAUUGGAGCCUAACGACGCUGGUAUAAAGAAAGAGCAUGCUGCUGCUAUGAAAAAGAUUGCUGAUCGACGUGACGAGGAGAAAAGGCGGUACCGCAAAAUGUUUCUCUAAGAUCGGAAAAAAUUGUUAUACGUUCUCUGUGGAAUCUUUAGGGUGCAGUUUUUCGAACAAGGCCCUUUCUCCUUAUUGGCAUUUCUAAUGAGCCCAUCAGGGAACGUCCGUACAAAUUGGCAUUCCCAAAUAGCCCAUUUGCAACCUCUCUCGGGAUUCAGACUGUGGCUCGGGCUCGGGCUCGGGCUUGGGCUGGAACCCGCUGAUUCGAGCCCGCGUUCUCAGGAUUCAAUUCUAAUAUUGUUUUAUUAGGAAAAGAAUGGUUUGGAUAACAAAAAUCUCAAUUAUUUGAUUUUUCGGUUAUAUAUAUUUCUGAUUCGUUAGGGUGUAAAAGGAUCGAUCCUGUCCGAGCUCGCACUUGAUCCGAAAGUGUUAGGUUUUGGGCUCACAUCGACCUGAAUUUUUUCGGAUCUACAAAACCAAAUUUGAAUCCCCUGUAAGAAUCAAGUUCAGG